Babesia ovata is the source of this 774-nucleotide messenger RNA. Its product is annotated as proteasome subunit alpha type protein. The coding region runs from base 1 to 774 and encodes 257 amino acids. The transcript has a single exon. Gene Ontology annotation, cellular component: proteasome core complex, alpha-subunit complex; nucleus; cytosol. The record is from RefSeq and is a predicted model, not a curated record. NCBI's taxonomy places the organism in Eukaryota, Apicomplexa, Aconoidasida, Piroplasmida, Babesiidae. Gene Ontology annotation, biological process: ubiquitin-dependent protein catabolic process.
AUGUCGCGACGUUACGAUUCCAAGACCACAACCUUCUCCCAGGAGGGUCGGCUCUACCAGGUCGAGUACGCUCUCGAAGCGAUCAACAACGCUAACCUAACGGUUGGCGUGCUAUGCGAUCAAGGAGUUGUGCUUGUCGCCGACAAACCACUCACCACGCAGCUCCUGGACCCGGGGAAGAUUAAUGAAAAACUGUACAAGCUGGAUGCGCACAUGUUCUGCGCCGUUGCCGGUCUGACAGCGGACGCCACCGUGCUCAUCAACGUGUGCAAGUUAUACGCACAGAGGCAUCGUUAUAGAUUUGGACAGCCUCAGAAUGUUGAACAGCACGUCGUAGAAAUCUGUGACCUCAAGCAAAGCUACACGCAAUAUGGUGGACUCAGGCCGUUCGGAGUCAGCUUCCUCUUCGCCGGAUGGGACUCGCAUCUGGGGUUCCAGCUAUACCACACGGACCCGUCGGGUAACUACGCUGGCUGGAAGGCGACGGCCAUUGGCCGCAACAGCCAGCCGGCGCAAACGCUGCUGCGCCAGGAGUGGAAGGAGGGACUUAGCCUGGACGACGCACUCUAUUUGGCUAUCAAGGUACUAACGAAGGCAAUGGAUUCAACUGUCCAGAAGGCUGACAAAAUCGAGGUCGGAAUACUCUGGAAAGGCCCAUCUGGUGACUCCGAACCCACAGUGGAGAUGGUCAGUGAAGACCGCGUCGCCGGAAUUCUCUCCAAAAUAGCCGAGGACGUGGCUGCAAAAACGACCGACUCUGCGAUUUCCGCGUGA